GCAAGCUCCUUCAGACUAAUUCUACUUGCUCUUCUGGUGAAGGAAGUUUACUUUUACUUACAAAAGAUGUCUACUCUACUGGAAAAUAUCAUUGCCAUUAUCAAUCUAUUCCAUGACUAUUCAACAACAGACAAGGAAACUGACACACUGAGCAGAAAAGAACUGAAGGAGCUCCUGGAAAUGGAGUUUCAGCCAAUCCUGAAGAAUCCAGAUGACCCAGACACAGCUGACGUCUUCAUGCAUAUUCUUGAUUUAGACCAUGACAAGAAAAUAGACUUCUCAGAGUUUUUUCUGAUGGUAUACAAAUUGGCUCAAGCAUACUAUGAUAAGACCAGAGGACAGAACUUCCAAGCAUCAGAGCAAAACCAAAAAAAAUAUGCAUACCACACACAAGAUGAAGAAAAUGACAUAAGGGAAGAUGAAGUACAAGAAGAGAAAGAAGAAGAAAUUAGAAAAUCCAGUCAAUCAGGAAAAAGUCAUAGAAAGGGGAAGAAAACAAUAUCCAAUAACCCAAAAGGAAGACAAGGAAAGGGACAUGAACAGACACCAGACAGCUCAAGACAUGCACGAUCCCAUAAGGGUGAGACAGCUGACAGUGGACACUCUGAGUCACGGUCUCCCCAUCACCAAUCAUCCAAUCAGGCACACAGGUCUAGACAAUCACACUCUGAGCAUGGAAAAUCAUCAUCUGAAAUCAGGCCAGUGAAAAACCCAGGGUCCAGGAUUAGUCAGGACAGUGAUAAUAAAGGACACUCAGAAGAUUUGGAAAGACAGUUUGGAUCUGGCUCAGGAAACCAACAAGGAUCUGCCCAUGGCCAUGGAGGAGACAGCUCUAGACACUCUGAGUCUCAUCAGUGGCAGAGAGACAACCAUGGACAACCUAAGUCUACCCAUAGAUGGUCAGGCUCUCAUACCAGAAGAAGACAAGGAUCUAGUCAUGGACACUCUACACACACCUCAAAACAAUCAAGGUCUCCUCAUGAAGACACAUCCUCUCAAGGACACUGUAACUCCUUCCAAAGGCAGUCAAAACCAAGAACAACAGGAAGACAAGAAUCCCAGCAUGAGCAGUCAGCAGACAUAUCCAAAGACUCAGGUACUGAAUAUGGACAAUAUUCCUCCAGAUCUAAGGCAAGCAGGUAUCAGGAAUCCAGUGUAAGUCAGGACAGUGACACUGAAGGACAUUCAGAAGAUUUGGGUAGAGAAUCCUCAAUGACCCACAAAAGAACUGAGUCCACAUUAAAGAAUCAACAUUGGUCUAACCAUAGCAGGUCAGCUGAUGGGUCCAGGCAAACAGGCUCCCAUCAAGGGAAGAGGAAUAUACACAGGGAGUCUAACACUAUAAACCAAGAUUCAGGACCAACCACCAGAGAAAGACAAGGGUGCCAUCCAGAGCAGUCACAGGAUAGCUCCAGACACUGGGAAACUGGACAUGGACAAAUCUCUUCCGGAUCUGGUAACACCAGACACCAGGGAUCCAGUAUCAGUCAGGCCAGUGACAGUGAAGGACAAUCAGAAGACUCAGAUAUUCAGUCAGGGUCAGUCCAGGAAUGGUCCAGGUCCAGUCAAAGGAGACAACACGGCAGUGCGCGUGGCAGUCCUGACCACUCAGGGUCUUACUUCUACACGAUACCCUCCCAAGAACAGUUUGACUCUGCCCACGGACAGUCUCAACCCAGUACCAGGGGGAGACAAGGAUCCCGCCAUGAGCAGGCACGUGACAGCUCUAGACAUGCAGGAUCCCAUGAGGGUCAGGCAGCUGAUGGUGGGCACUCUGAGUCCGGAUCCCGCCACCAGCAACCAUCCACUCGGACAUAUGGCUCUAGGCAAUCACAGUCUGGGCAUGGACAAUCGUCAUCUGAAUUCAGGCCACUGAGAAACCGAGGGUCCAGUGUCAGUCAGGACAGUGACAGCGAAGGGCACACCGAAGAUUCGCAGAGUCAGUUUGGAUCUGGCUCAGGAACCCAACAUGGCCAUGCACAAGACCGCUCUAGACGCUCUGAGUCUCACCGAGGGCAGAGAAACAAUCAUGGGCAGUCUGAGUCUGGCCAUGGACGCUCAGACACUGGUAGUAGGAGACAAGGAUCUAGUCAUGGACACUCUAUAGAUACCUCUAGACAGUCAGGGUCUCAUGGUGGAGAGCCAUCCUCUCGGGGACACAGUGACUCCUACCAUGGACAGUCAACAUCGCGCACAAGAGGAAGACCAGAAUCACAGCGUGAGCAGUCUGCAGACAGGUCCAGACAUUCAGGCACUGAACAUGGACCACUGUACUCUGGAUCCAGAGCGAGCAGACAUCAGGGACCCAGCAUGAGUCUGGCCAGCAGCAGCAAAGGACAUUCAGAAGAUUCAGGUAGAGAAUUCGCAAUGACCUAUGAAAAAUCUGGGUCCAGCUCCAGAAACCAACAUGGGUCUACCCAUGGGCAGUCAGCUGACAGAUCCAGACAGUCAGAUUCCUAUCAAGGGCAGACAGGCACCCAUAGGCAGUCUGACUCAACCCACCAAGACUCGGGAUCCACCACCAGGGAAAGGCAAGGGCACCCCCAAGACCAAUCAGAACACAUACCAAGACACUCAGGGAGCCAUCAAGAGAAGACAGCCAUCCAUGGGCAGUCAGACUUUGCCCAUCGAGACUCAGAGUCCACCACCAGGGAAAGACAAGGGCGCCCCCGUGAGCACUCAGAGGACACAUCCAGACACCCAGGGUCCCAUCCAGGACAAACAGCUGUCCACAGGCAGUCUGAUUCUGCCCACAGAGACUCAGGAUCCAUCACCAGGGAAAGACAAGGGCACCCCCGCGAGCAGUCAGGAGACAUAGCCAGACACUCAGGGUCCCAUGGAGGACAGACAGCCAUCCACGGGCAGCCUGACUCUGCCCACAGAGACUCAGGAUCCACCACCAGGGAAAGACAAGGGCGCCCCCGUGAGCAGUCAGGGGACAUAGCCAGACACUCAGGGUCCCAUGGAGGACAGACAGCCAUCCACGGGCAGCCUGACUCUGCCCACCGAGACUCAGGAUCCAUCACCAGGGAAAGACAAGGGCACCCCCAUGAGCAGUCACGGGAUAGCUCCAGACACUGGGAAACUGGACAUGGACAAAUCUCUUCCGGAUCUGGUAACACCAGACACCAGGGAUCCAGUAUCAGUCAGGCCAGUGACAGUGAAGGACAAUCAGAAGACUCAGAUAUUCAGUCAGGGUCAGUCCAGGAAUGGUCCAGGUCCAGUCAAAGGAGACAACACGGCAGUGCGCGUGGCAGUCCUGACCACUCAGGGUCUUACUUCUACACGAUACCCUCCCAAGAACAGUUUGACUCUGCCCACGGACAGUCUCAACCCAGUACCAGGGGGAGACAAGGAUCCCGCCAUGAGCAGGCACGUGACAGCUCUAGACAUGCAGGAUCCCAUGAGGGUCAGGCAGCUGAUGGUGGGCACUCUGAGUCCGGAUCCCGCCACCAGCAACCAUCCACUCGGACAUAUGGCUCUAGGCAAUCACAGUCUGGGCAUGGACAAUCGUCAUCUGAAUUCAGGCCACUGAGAAACCGAGGGUCCAGUGUCAGUCAGGACAGUGACAGCGAAGGGCACACCGAAGAUUCGCAGAGUCAGUUUGGAUCUGGCUCAGGAACCCAACAUGGCCAUGCACAAGACCGCUCUAGACGCUCUGAGUCUCACCGAGGGCAGAGAAACAAUCAUGGGCAGUCUGAGUCUGGCCAUGGACGCUCAGACACUGGUAGUAGGAGACAAGGAUCUAGUCAUGGACACUCUAUAGAUACCUCUAGACAGUCAGGGUCUCAUGGUGGAGAGCCAUCCUCUCGGGGACACAGUGACUCCUACCAUGGACAGUCAACAUCGCGCACAAGAGGAAGACCAGAAUCACAGCGUGAGCAGUCUGCAGACAGGUCCAGACAUUCAGGCACUGAACAUGGACCACUGUACUCUGGAUCCAGAGCGAGCAGACAUCAGGGACCCAGCAUGAGUCUGGCCAGCAGCAGCAAAGGACAUUCAGAAGAUUCAGGUAGAGAAUUCGCAAUGACCUAUGAAAAAUCUGGGUCCAGCUCCAGAAACCAACAUGGGUCUACCCAUGGGCAGUCAGCUGACAGAUCCAGACAGUCAGAUUCCUAUCAAGGGCAGACAGGCACCCAUAGGCAGUCUGACUCAACCCACCAAGACUCGGGAUCCACCACCAGGGAAAGGCAAGGGCACCCCCAAGACCAAUCAGAACACAUACCAAGACACUCAGGGAGCCAUCAAGAGAAGACAGCCAUCCAUGGGCAGUCAGACUUUGCCCAUCGAGACUCAGAGUCCACCACCAGGGAAAGACAAGGGCGCCCCCGUGAGCACUCAGAGGACACAUCCAGACACCCAGGGUCCCAUCCAGGACAAACAGCUGUCCACAGGCAGUCUGAUUCUGCCCACAGAGACUCAGGAUCCAUCACCAGGGAAAGACAAGGGCACCCCCGCGAGCAGUCAGGAGACAUAGCCAGACACUCAGGGUCCCAUGGAGGACAGACAGCCAUCCACGGGCAGCCUGACUCUGCCCACAGAGACUCAGGAUCCACCACCAGGGAAAGACAAGGGCGCCCCCGUGAGCAGUCAGGGGACAUAGCCAGACACUCAGGGACCCAUGAAGGACAGACUGCAAUCCACAGGCACUCUGACUCUGCCCACAGAGACUCAGGAUCCACCACCAGAGAAAGACAAAGGCACCCUCGUGAGCAGCCAGGGGACAUAGCCAGACACUCAGGGUCCCAUGGAGGACAGACAGCCAUCCACGGGCAGCCUGACUCUGCCCACAGAGACUCAGGAUCCAUCACCAGGGAAAGACAAGGGCACCCUCGUGAGCAGCCAGGGGACAUAGCCAGACACUCAGGGACCCAUGGAGGACAGACAGCCAUCCACGGGCAGCCUGACUCUGCCCACAGAGACUCAGGAUCCACCACCAGGGAAAGACAAGGGCACCCUCGUGAGCAGCCAGGGGACAUAGCCAGACACUCAGGGACCCAUGAAGGACAGACUGCAAUCCUCAGGCACUCUGACUCUGCCCACAGAGACUCAGGAUCCACCACCAGGGAAAGACAAGGGCGCCCCCGUGAGCAGUCAGGGGACAUAGCCAGACACUCAGGGUCCCAUGGAGGACAGACAGCCAUCCACGGGCAGCCUGACUCUGCCCACCGAGACUCAGGAUCCAUCACCAGGGAAAGACAAGGGCACCCCCAUGAGCAGUCACGGGAUAGCUCCAGACACUGGGAAACUGGACAUGGACAAAUCUCUUCCGGAUCUGGUAACACCAGACACCAGGGAUCCAGUAUCAGUCAGGCCAGUGACAGUGAAGGACAAUCAGAAGACUCAGAUAUUCAGUCAGGGUCAGUCCAGGAAUGGUCCAGGUCCAGUCAAAGGAGACAACACGGCAGUGCGCGUGGCAGUCCUGACCACUCAGGGUCUUACUUCUACACGAUACCCUCCCAAGAACAGUUUGACUCUGCCCACGGACAGUCUCAACCCAGUACCAGGGGGAGACAAGGAUCCCGCCAUGAGCAGGCACGUGACAGCUCUAGACAUGCAGGAUCCCAUGAGGGUCAGGCAGCUGAUGGUGGGCACUCUGAGUCAGGAUCCCGCCACCAGCAACCAUCCACUCGGACAUAUGGCUCUAGGCAAUCACAGUCUGGGCAUGGACAAUCGUCAUCUGAAUUCAGGCCACUGAGAAACCGAGGGUCCAGUGUCAGUCAGGACAGUGACAGCGAAGGGCACACCGAAGAUUCGCAGAGUCAGUUUGGAUCUGGCUCAGGAACCCAACAUGGCCAUGCACAAGACCGCUCUAGACGCUCUGAGUCUCACCGAGGGCAGAGAAACAAUCAUGGGCAGUCUGAGUCUGGCCAUGGACGCUCAGACACUGGUAGUAGGAGACAAGGAUCUAGUCAUGGACACUCUAUAGAUACCUCUAGACAGUCAGGGUCUCAUGGUGGAGAGCCAUCCUCUCGGGGACACAGUGACUCCUACCAUGGACAGUCAACAUCGCGCACAAGAGGAAGACCAGAAUCACAGCGUGAGCAGUCUGCAGACAGGUCCAGACAUUCAGGCACUGAACAUGGACCACUGUACUCUGGAUCCAGAGCGAGCAGACAUCAGGGACCCAGCAUGAGUCUGGCCAGCAGCAGCAAAGGACAUUCAGAAGAUUCAGGUAGAGAAUUCGCAAUGACCUAUGAAAAAUCUGGGUCCAGCUCCAGAAACCAACAUGGGUCUACCCAUGGGCAGUCAGCUGACAGAUCCAGACAGUCAGAUUCCUAUCAAGGGCAGACAGGCACCCAUAGGCAGUCUGACUCAACCCACCAAGACUCGGGAUCCACCACCAGGGAAAGGCAAGGGCACCCCCAAGACCAAUCAGAACACAUACCAAGACACUCAGGGAGCCAUCAAGAGAAGACAGCCAUCCAUGGGCAGUCAGACUUUGCCCAUCGAGACUCAGAGUCCACCACCAGGGAAAGACAAGGGCGCCCCCGUGAGCACUCAGAGGACACAUCCAGACACCCAGGGUCCCAUCCAGGACAAACAGCUGUCCACAGGCAGUCUGAUUCUGCCCACAGAGACUCAGGAUCCAUCACCAGGGAAAGACAAGGGCACCCCCGCGAGCAGUCAGGAGACAUAGCCAGACACUCAGGGUCCCAUGGAGGACAGACAGCCAUCCACGGGCAGCCUGACUCUGCCCACAGAGACUCAGGAUCCACCACCAGGGAAAGACAAGGGCGCCCCCGUGAGCAGUCAGGGGACAUAGCCAGACACUCAGGGACCCAUGAAGGACAGACUGCAAUCCACAGGCACUCUGACUCUGCCCACAGAGACUCAGGAUCCACCACCAGGGAAAGACAAGGGCGCCCCCGUGAGCAGUCAGGGGACAUAGCCAGACACUCAGGGACCCAUCAAGGGCAGACAGCCAUCCACAGGCGCUCUGACUCUGCCCACCGAGACUCAGGAUCCACCACCAGGGAAAGACAAGGGCACCCCCAUGAGCAGUCAGGGGACAUAGCCAGACACUCAGGGACCCAUGAAGGACAGACUGCAAUCCACAGGCACUCUGACUCUGCUCACAGAGACUCAGGAUCCACCACCAGGGAAAGACAAGGGCGCCCCCGUGAGCAGUCAGGGGACAUAGCCAGACACUCAGGGUCCCAUGGAGGACAGACAGCCAUCCACGGGCAGCCUGACUCUGCCCACCGAGACUCAGGAUCCAUCACCAGGGAAAGACAAGGGCACCCCCAUGAGCAGUCACGGGAUAGCUCCAGACACUGGGAAACUGGACAUGGACAAAUCUCUUCCGGAUCUGGUAACACCAGACACCAGGGAUCCAGUAUCAGUCAGGCCAGUGACAGUGAAGGACAAUCAGAAGACUCAGAUAUUCAGUCAGGGUCAGUCCAGGAAUGGUCCAGGUCCAGUCAAAGGAGACAACACGGCAGUGCGCGUGGCAGUCCUGACCACUCAGGGUCUUACUUCUACACGAUACCCUCCCAAGAACAGUUUGACUCUGCCCACGGACAGUCUCAACCCAGUACCAGGGGGAGACAAGGAUCCCGCCAUGAGCAGGCACGUGACAGCUCUAGACAUGCAGGAUCCCAUGAGGGUCAGGCAGCUGAUGGUGGGCACUCUGAGUCAGGAUCCCGCCACCAGCAACCAUCCACUCGGACAUAUGGCUCUAGGCAAUCACAGUCUGGGCAUGGACAAUCGUCAUCUGAAUUCAGGCCACUGAGAAACCGAGGGUCCAGUGUCAGUCAGGACAGUGACAGCGAAGGGCACACCGAAGAUUCGCAGAGUCAGUUUGGAUCUGGCUCAGGAACCCAACAUGGCCAUGCACAAGACCGCUCUAGACGCUCUGAGUCUCACCGAGGGCAGAGAAACAAUCAUGGGCAGUCUGAGUCUGGCCAUGGACACUCAGACACUGGUAGUAGAAGGAGACAAGGAUCUAGUCAUGGACACUCUGUCAAUAACUCCAGACAAUCACUGUCUCUUCAGGGACAGAGUGAAAAUCAUGGGCAACCUGUGUCAGGAUUUGGAGAGUCUCAGCAUGGUAGUGGAAGUCUUGAUUUCAGCCAUAUGGAAUCCAGAGACAUAGUUGAGUUUGGAGAUGAAUUUAUGUCAUCCAAUAUAACAGUUAGUAAUAUUAACCCAGAAAUAUCAGUCCAUUCAAUGGGUAAUUCAAAGAAGUUGGGAUUUAUUCAGUCACAAAAUUAUUAUUAUUUUGAGUGAGAAACCAAUAGAAAAAUAAUUAAAAGUGUAAGAACCUGAGCUAAGACAUAAUUUUGGAUCAAGAAACUUUCAUUAUACCUGCAAAGGGUUUUCUUACCAUUUUACUUUAAAUGCGUUACAGUAUUUCUUUCCUUUGGUGAUAGUUUCAUUUCUUCGUUGGGUAGGUUUAAACCUUUGGUUAGGAAAUUGUCAGUGGGCAAAAUCUAUGUCAUUUAGAACUAAAUUUAGAAAACUCAAUAUUUUGGGUAGUUGGAGUUCAAAUAAGGACUGUCUUUUGAGAUGUUAAAUUUAGGAUCUUUGUAGAUUUUCACAUUUUCUUUGCCAAGAAUACAAAAUCACGGUUCUGGAAGCCAACCAAAUAUGUUAAUAUCAGAGCUCAGUGCAUCUUCCUCUACUAUCCUUUUAAUGGAGUUUUAAGUUAAUCUGGAUUUAUUAAAAUCAAAAAACUGAAUUACAUAAAGAUUCAAAAUAAAGAGU
Messenger RNA from Lutra lutra (Eurasian river otter), 8709 nucleotides. Its product is annotated as filaggrin-like. Gene Ontology annotation, biological process: establishment of skin barrier. Gene Ontology annotation, molecular function: transition metal ion binding; calcium ion binding; structural molecule activity. Lineage: Eukaryota; Metazoa; Chordata; Mammalia; Carnivora; Mustelidae. Gene Ontology annotation, cellular component: cornified envelope; keratohyalin granule. The transcript has 3 exons. The coding region runs from base 67 to 8232 and encodes 2721 amino acids. The record is from RefSeq and is a predicted model, not a curated record.